CUGUAAAAUCCCAGCCUAGCAACCAAGGCUGAAUGAAGUGCCGUGCGUUUGAUCGAGAAGUCAACUUCAACCACCAAAUUAUCAACGUUGCGCCGUUUGUUUAAUUAACGCCUGAGAUCUGCAUUCAACACGUGAUAUUGGGAAACAGCCGAUGAGGAAUAGAAGGCACACGAUCUUCUUCCAACCGAAGCCGAAAAGCCAUCGUCAAACAUCCAACUGAACGUUUUCCUUUUGAGGGAUUCUUCUUCCGACGCAUCGCCAAGAUGUCGAAACCACCUUCCCGAGUCGUUUUUGUGGGAAACAUCCCCUAUGGCCUUUCCGAGGAACAGAUCAGCGACAUCUUCAGCAGUGCAGGCAAAGUCCUUAACUUCCGCCUCGUCUAUGACCGUGAGACUGGACGGCCGAAGGGUUUCGGCUUCGCGGAGUAUCCCGACAACGAUUCUGCGGCAUCUGCGGUCCGCAACCUUAACGAUUACGAGAUUAUGGGUAGGAAACUGAGGGUCGACUUCUCCAACGAAGGAGGCAGCGACGGCAACGAUGACAGUCAUGGACAUCAGGGUCGAGAUGGCGGUAAUCCAUCUUACGCCUCGAAUGGCUAUAACCCGGUUGCGCCCCCGGUGCAGUCGAGCACGCUCCCUCCUCUACCAGCCGGCAAAGAGCUCCCCCCCAACGUGACCGCAACCGACGCCAUUUCCCGCACGCUGAACACGCUGCCCCCCUCACAGCUCCUGGACAUCCUCACGCAAAUGAAAGCGCUUGCCUCCUCUGAUCCCGCCCGAGCGACGGAGCUCCUUCAGCAGGCGCCGCAGCUGACCUACGCCGUUUUCCAGGCCCUUUUGCUGAUGGGCCUUGUGUCUCCGGAGGCAAUCCACUCCGUCAUCGAAGCCGGCGGCGCGCCCUCUGCGACCCCGGUCCCGACCGCACCAGUCGGCUACCCGCCUCAGCCCCCCGCGCCGGGUUUCCCCCCAGUGGUUGUGCCCGGUGCCACCAACACCCCGCCUGUCGUGGGCACGCCGUACGCGCCGCCCCCCCAGCAGGCUCCUUACGGCGCGCCACCCCCACCGGCCGCGGCGGCCCUGGGCCAGGACCCCGAUGCGCUCAUGCGGCAGGUUAUGGAGCUGCCGCUGGAGACAAUCAACAUGCUACCCGAGGCUGAAAGGCAACAGAUCCUGGCGCUCCGGGCAACCUUUGGAGGCCAGAGACGAUGAGUGCCGAAUCUUCUUCCUCGCGCAUGCGCAAACUCAGCCGAUCGGGCUGUGAAGCAUAUAUGGCCUGGAAUCAUCCAGGCUGGUUUCUUUUUGGAUGGAGAUGCCACCACACGCCC
Molecule: messenger RNA, 1324 nt
Organism: Colletotrichum navitas
Lineage: Eukaryota; Fungi; Ascomycota; Sordariomycetes; Glomerellales; Glomerellaceae
Exons: 4
Coding region: 264-1208 (314 amino acids)
Biological process (GO): mRNA 3'-end processing
Cellular component (GO): mRNA cleavage and polyadenylation specificity factor complex
Molecular function (GO): mRNA binding
Source: RefSeq, a predicted model, not a curated record